AUGUCACCAUAUCAAUUGGUUUUCGGGAAGGCAUGCCACUUACCUCUUGAGAUAGAACACCAUGCUUAUUGGGCAAUGAAGAAAUUGAAUUUGGAUUUCAAGGUUGCGGGUGAAAAACGUCUAUUACAACUUAAUGAGCUGGAUGAGCUUAGAAUGGAAGCCUAUGAGAAUUCAAGACUCUACAAAGAACGCACCAAAAAGUGGCAUGAUAUGCAUAUUCAGAGGCGUGAAUUUAUGGUAGGGCAAAAAGUGCUAUUUUACAACUCUAGGCUUAAGCUGUUUCUAGGAAAGUUGCGAUCGAGAUGGUCUGGCCCGUACACUAUUACACAGGAAUUUCCACAUGGGGCAGUUGAGAUCACUCACGACAGCAAGAGAACAUUCAAGGUCAAUGGACAACAUUUGAAGCAUUAUUGGGGCGGCGAUUUUUCAAAGGAAAACUCUACCGCUCAUUUUAGACCACCAGAAUGA
Molecule: messenger RNA, 468 nt
Organism: Olea europaea var. sylvestris
Lineage: Eukaryota; Viridiplantae; Streptophyta; Magnoliopsida; Lamiales; Oleaceae
Exons: 1
Coding region: 1-468 (155 amino acids)
Source: RefSeq, a predicted model, not a curated record